Molecule: messenger RNA, 978 nt
Organism: Pterocles gutturalis (yellow-throated sandgrouse)
Lineage: Eukaryota; Metazoa; Chordata; Aves; Pterocliformes; Pteroclidae
Gene: YWHAG
Product: tyrosine 3-monooxygenase/tryptophan 5-monooxygenase activation protein, gamma
Exons: 1
Coding region: 1-663 (220 amino acids)
Biological process (GO): signal transduction
Cellular component (GO): cytoplasm
Molecular function (GO): protein kinase C binding
Source: RefSeq, a predicted model, not a curated record
AUGCAGGUGACGGAGCUGAACGAGCCUCUUUCCAACGAAGAGAGGAACCUGUUGUCCGUUGCCUACAAAAAUGUGGUGGGGGCACGGCGUUCCUCUUGGCGAGUAAUUAGCAGCAUUGAGCAGAAGACCUCUGCCGAUGGGAACGAGAAGAAGAUAGAAAUGGUCCGGGCCUACCGUGAGAAGAUCGAGAAGGAGCUGGAAGCGGUGUGCCAGGAUGUCCUGAGCCUGCUGGACAACUACCUGAUCAAGAACUGCAGCGAGACACAGUACGAGAGCAAAGUCUUCUACCUGAAGAUGAAAGGGGACUAUUACCGCUACCUGGCCGAAGUGGCCACUGGUGAGAAGAGGGCGACCGUGGUGGAGUCUUCGGAGAAAGCCUAUAGCGAAGCCCAUGAGAUCAGCAAGGAGCACAUGCAGCCGACCCACCCCAUCCGGCUCGGGCUGGCGCUUAACUACUCGGUUUUCUACUACGAGAUCCAGAACGCUCCGGAGCAAGCCUGCCACCUGGCCAAGACGGCUUUCGACGACGCCAUUGCCGAGCUGGACACCCUCAACGAGGACUCCUACAAGGACUCAACGCUCAUCAUGCAGCUCCUCCGUGACAACCUAACGCUCUGGACGAGCGAUCAGCAAGACGACGACGGCGGAGAAGGCAACAACUAGACCCCCCCGAUGGACUGGCAGCCGCACGCUGAUGCUAACUACUGCAGUCUUUAUUUUUUUCCCACGAGUGGGGGGGGGGCAGGGGUGGGGGAGGGAAAGGGAGGGGACACCUUCCCAGGGAGGCCCCCCACAACCUGUCUUUGAUUGCCUCGUUGACAUUUUUGCCAAAACACCACUAGUGGAAGUCAGGCUGGCUGUGCUGGUAUGGAAUAGCAGCCUCACUGGCAUAUGGACUGUUCUGUAGAUUAUUAAUACAAGUGGAGCUGUCUUUAAUUUAACUUUAUCGCUAGAAAUAAAAGGGUUUUAAGAUGAAUU